Molecule: messenger RNA, 618 nt
Organism: Colletotrichum karsti
Lineage: Eukaryota; Fungi; Ascomycota; Sordariomycetes; Glomerellales; Glomerellaceae
Exons: 1
Coding region: 1-618 (205 amino acids)
Biological process (GO): protein modification process; mRNA splicing, via spliceosome
Cellular component (GO): nucleus; cytoplasm
Molecular function (GO): protein tag activity
Source: RefSeq, a predicted model, not a curated record
AUGGCAGACAGAGAGCGCUCGAGAUCCCGCUCUCCGAGACGGGAUCGCGAUCGCGACCGAGACCGAGACAGGCCUCGAAAGCAAGGAGGCUUCAGAUGGAAGGACAAGAGUCGCCGGGACGACCGCGAUGAUCGCGACGACAGAAGAGGUCUCGAACGCGGCUACCGCAACCGCUCCCGCUCCCCUCGCCGCGACAGAGACAGAUACAACGACCGCGACCGUGAUCGCAACAAUGACAGCUACCGCCCCGGCGACCGUAACCGCGACCGCGACUCGGGCCCGAGAGACAGCAAGGCCGGCUCUUCGAGCUCCAAGGAUACCACAAAGCCCCCCAAGAGAGAGAAGCCCGCGCCCGCACCCGCACCUGCUGCCGGCGGCGAAGAGAUGAUCAUCGUCCACGUCAACGAUCGUCUGGGCACCAAGGCCGCGAUUCCCUGCCUCGCCUCGGAUCCCGUCAAGAUGUUCAAGAUUCUGGUCGCUGCAAGAGUCGGUCGGGAGCCCCACGAAAUCCUGCUGAAGCGCCAGGGCGAGCGACCGUUCAAGGAUCAUCUUACGCUGGAGGACUACGGAGUCAGCAAUGGUGUGCAGAUCGACUUGGAGGUUGACACUGGUGAUUAA